UAGAAGACGUGUAUUUAGCGAAUGUUUAUUAGAACCGCUAUGAAAUAUAGCUAACUGAUUGUUAUUUUGGUUCUGUUGUUUCGGUAUCGACUGCGAGUUAUUUGAGAAAAAAUGGUAAAAAUGCUGAAGAAGCGAUCCGUCUGCCUGGCGCUGGCCGUGUUCCUGGGGACGGUUGCGGUUUCCGUGGCACAGGGCCAUGCUCCCGUGCCGCCAUCGCCAGAUCCUUCACCAGUUUCCACUACACCGAGCACCCAGUCUUGCGGCGAGAAAGGGCAGCUCGCCGCCCGACCAGAACCUGACCCGAGCGUACGGCGCGUAGCGUUCCGCGCGCGCCUUAAAGAGCCAAUAGACCACUACAGACGGGGCUCUAUAGGGCUGAUGUUCAAGCCGGGGUUGCGGGGUAAGCACAAUGAGGCACCGCGAUCUCCGCCCAGUUAG
This is a messenger RNA of Spodoptera exigua (beet armyworm), 438 nucleotides long. The record is from the annotation of a GenBank genome assembly. Lineage: Eukaryota; Metazoa; Arthropoda; Insecta; Lepidoptera; Noctuidae.